Molecule: messenger RNA, 1887 nt
Organism: Gossypium arboreum
Lineage: Eukaryota; Viridiplantae; Streptophyta; Magnoliopsida; Malvales; Malvaceae
Product: calcium uptake protein, mitochondrial-like
Exons: 7
Coding region: 42-1514 (490 amino acids)
Biological process (GO): mitochondrial calcium ion homeostasis; calcium import into the mitochondrion
Cellular component (GO): uniplex complex
Molecular function (GO): calcium ion binding
Source: RefSeq, a predicted model, not a curated record
AGCACCGAUUCACCCAAAGCAUACAAUAAGCGAACCGUAAUAUGUUCUCUUUGCCAUCUCUCAGGAAAUCCUCACCAUUAAUCAAACAAGUAGUUGCUAAUCAACGGUCGAAUAGUGUUCGUCCGGUGUUUAACCAAUCAAAGGACUCUUCUUCUUCAUUUUUGAGCUUGUUGAAGAAACCUUCCUCUGCUGGUGGGUCCACUGCCGCCGGUGACAGAAACAGUGGGGGAGACCAACUGUUGAGAUCAGUCUCUACUGGGGUUUUGAUUGUUGGCUCUACUUUAGGCCUUUGCUACUUUUCUCGGUCUUCUUUUGAUAGCAAUUCUUGGGUUUCUUUUGCGGAUGUCCCUACUGGGGCAACAUGGGCCCCUGAUAGCGUUGCUGAUCAGUUCGAACAUGGGAUUCCCGACAAGAAACCCAAGUAUCUCUUUGGAGAAUCAUACAGGAGAAGAGUCUUCUUCAAUUAUGAGAAACGCAUACGGUUGCAAAGUCCCCCUGAAAAGGUGUUCGAUUACUUUGCAUCGUAUAGAACUCCGGAAGGAGAUGUUCUUAUGACACCAGGGGAUUUGAUGCGGGCACUGGUCCCUGUAUUUCCUCCAUCGGGAUCAAAUCGUGUUCGAGAGGGUUGUCUGAGAGGGGAAUGGGUAAAGCCUGGGGAGUUACAUUGUCCCCCUUCCAAAUUUUUCAUGCUUUUUGAUACCAACAAUGAUGGACUCAUCUCUUUUCCAGAGUACAUCUUCUUUGUUACACUUCUUAGCAUCCCUGAAUCAAGUUUCUCAAUUGCUUUUAAAAUGUUCGACCUUGACCAUAACGGAGAAAUAGAUAGGGAAGAAUUCAAGAAAGUGAUGACAUUGAUGCGAUCGCAAAAUAAGCAAGCGGCUCGCCACAGGGAUGGACUGAGACUUGGCCUUAAAGUUGCAGAACCUGUAGAAAAUGGGGGCUUGGUAGAGUAUUUCUUCGGACAAGAUGGCAAGACUUGUCUAAAGCACGACACAUUUGUCCAGUUUUUAAGAGAUUUACAUGAGGAAAUUUUGAAGUUGGAGUUUUCCCAUUACGACUACAAGGUACAUGGAACAAUAUCAGCUAAAGAUUUCGCAUUGUCGUUGGUGGCCUCUGCUGAUAUUAGCGACAUAAGUAAGCUGCUGGAUCGUGUUGAUGAAAUCGACAAGAAAUCACAUCUUAAAGAUGUGCGGAUUACUUUUGAAGAAUUCAAAAGUUUUGCUGAGCUACGAAAAAAGCUUCAGCCGUUUUCGCUAGCGAUUUUCAGUUAUGGAAAAGUAAAUGGAGUGUUAACCAAGAAGGAUUUCCAAAGAGCUGCAUCCAAAGUAUGUGAAGUGUCGUUAACUGAUAACGUGGUAGACAUAAUAUUCCAUGUGUUCGAUACAAAUCGAGAUGGGAGUUUAAGCUCAGAUGAGUUUGUGAAAGUAGUACAGAGACGUGAAGGGGACGACUCUCAGCCUAAAGCAGAGUCGAAGGGAUUGAUAUCUUGCCUGCUAAGUUGUGCAGCAAAAUGAUCCAAUUCAAAGCUGUUUCCUUUGAUUUGUGAGAUGAUCAUCAUCUUACAAUGUAUUGGAAGAUAUAUAUACUUUACUGAGUCAAACAAGGCAGAUCAGUUGCUUCUUGAAAAUCAAAACCUAUUGUUGUUAUGGAUAUCAGCCAAGGUGAAUGAAUGGUCAUCCGUGGCCUCUCCUAUAUAUAUAUAUUAUGGAUAAUAAUAAAAAUCUCAUUUCAUCGUAUGCUUUCCUUGAAGUAAAUGAAUCUCCUCUAUAUAUAAUACAUGAUAACAAUAGGUGUAUAUAUUAUAUUUUACUACGAGUUUUAUAUAUGUAAAAAUCAUGGAUUGUCUUGUAAAUUAGUUACUUCGAUGAGUAAAUAUAACUUUGCCCA